AUCAAUAAAUUUAGAAACUUUUCAAUUUCUUUUUGCGACGGUCGUGCCCUCUGCGUCUUAACGGCGAACUACCAAAGAAACUUUCAACAUUUCAAAUAAUUUAUCGAGAUUAAACAGUUUAAAUAUAAUAAAAUAUAACGUUAACUUUUAACACCGACAACACCGCAAAACAUAACCAUAAAACAAGUCGAAGAGUACAUGCUGUAAUUCCAAGUUGAUAACAGACCGGCAAACAAAAAAAUGGCAGAAAAUGGGGCUGCCCCAUUGUCAGCUUUCGCAGUGUACAAGCAACAACAACAACAGCAGCAGCAGAAUAAGUCUUCGCCGAAACCGAAGAAGCGUAAACAGAAAGAAGUCACAGUUACAUCAGUUAGGAAGAAGAAGGUGCCAAAACCUAGUGUGACAAGCGACGAUGACGAGGAAAUACCUCAGUUGGUUGAAAUACCGGUAAAAAUGAAACCGGGCCCAUCGGCAAACCAUGUGAACAAUGAAAACAAAUCAAAACCGAAAGGUGUUCUGAAACUGAACACUGAACAGAACACUAAGGUUAAGCAAAGUAAAAAGGCUUCUAAAAAGACCUUGAAAAAGAAAAUAAAAUUAAAAGUGAGCAAAGUUAAUGGGCACAAAAGCAGUCCAGAAAAACCUUUAGACUGUUUAACUGAAUCAGCAAAACUGUUCAGAUGGUUUAUAAAUCCUAUUCCACCUGAUGUGUUCUUCAACGAAUUUUGGGAGAAGGAAGCAAUCUUUAUAGAAAGGGGUGCCAAAAACUACUACACUCACCUUUUAACCACUGAAAGGUUAGACAGGAUCCUAAGGGACAAUCCAUUGUAUUAUACAAGGAAUAUAGAUGUUGUUUCUUAUGAAAACGGCGUUAAAGAAAACUUCAAUCAAGAGGGCAGAGCUGUUGCGGCCGCCCUUUGGGACUAUUAUUCAAAUGGUUGCAGCAUCAGGCUCCUCAAUCCUCAGACAUAUGAUCAGAAGGUCCACCUGCUCUUGGCCACUCUGCAGGAAUACUUUGGCACCAUGAUGGGUGCGAAUACAUACCUAACACCACCUGGAAGUCAAGGUUUUGCUCCACAUUAUGAUGACAUCGAAGCUUUUGUAGUGCAACUUGAGGGUAGAAAACACUGGAAACUCUACAAACCUCAAGGUGCAGACGUCUUAGCCCGUGAUUCCAGCCCGAACUUGGACCGCGACAUCCUCGGCCCCCCCUUCAUGGAGGUGACUCUGAACGCCGGCGACCUGUUAUACUUCCCUCGGGGCACCAUCCACGAGGGCUGCACCGACCCGGACUCACACUCCUUCCACAUCACAGUUUCGGUGUACCAGCACACCGCGUACGCCGACCUGCUCGAGCAUGUGUUGCCGGACGCGCUCAAGAGGGCCGCUUUCGAGGACGUGGAGUUCAGGAAGGGCUUGCCGCUAAACUAUCUGAAGCACGUGGGAUGCGUAAACGGCGCCAAAGACACGCCGCAACGGGCUGAAAUCGUUCAGAAUGUUAAGAAGUUGAUUGCCAGUCUGUCACACUAUGUGGAUGUGGAUAGGGCUGCUGAUAAAAUGGGCAAGAACUUUAUGCAUGAUGCCAUGCCCCCCAUUUUGACCAAGCAGGAAGUCAUGUUUACGUCUAAAGGCGACGGAGAUUACAUGAAGAACGGCAAAGUUUACAACAGAGUUGAGAUUGGUUUAGAUACGCAGGUCCGCUUGUUGCGGUACUACUGUUUGCGUGUAGUCAAUGAAAACGACAAGGUGUCUAAGAUUUACUACUCGACUGACAAUGCUAAGGUGUACCAUGGUGAAGAGGCACAGUGGCUUGAAAUCGACAAUGAAUUGGUUCCCAUUCUAGAGAAGAUGCAGUCAAUAUAUCCGGAAUUCAUAGAGGUGGAGCAAUUGCCCAUUAAAGAUGAUACUGCUAAAGUCCAACUAGUGGCUGAUCUUUGGGAGAAAGGUUUGUUGGUUACAAAAGGACCAUUGGCAGCUUUCAGCGGAGAAGAGGACAGUGAUUAUGACGUGGACGAGUGGCAUAGUGACACCAUUGAGUUGGAGGUUACUUAAAUUUAAGUAAAUUGUAUUAUAAUAAUGUUUGUAAAUCUUUUUAUGUCUUAAUAAUCUUAAAUAUAUCUUUUACACAAA
Aethina tumida (small hive beetle) is the source of this 2130-nucleotide messenger RNA. It is a transcript of the gene NO66, whose product is annotated as ribosomal oxygenase 1. Gene Ontology annotation, cellular component: nucleolus. Gene Ontology annotation, molecular function: histone H3K4 demethylase activity; histone H3K36 demethylase activity. The transcript is spliced from 3 exons. Bases 241 to 2052 code for a protein of 603 amino acids. The record is from RefSeq and is a predicted model, not a curated record. NCBI's taxonomy places the organism in Eukaryota, Metazoa, Arthropoda, Insecta, Coleoptera, Nitidulidae.